AUGAUCUUCACUCGUCUUGCUCUUUUCGCUCUUCCAAUCCUUGGACUUGCCUCGCCAGUUGUAAAGGAAGAUGACAAGGCUCUUUCCAAACGUGGUGAUACAACUAUUGAUGUACUGAACGGUCUCAAUGUCAAUAUUGACAACAUCAUCAGCCAAGUCGGUACGAUCGACACCAACAACGUCAACGUCGACCAAAUCUCCACUGCUCUCACUGCCAUCGUCAGCGCUCUUAGCCAAGCGACCACUGCCGUUUCUACCUCUACCGCUAAACGCGCUUUGAUGGGUGAUUUCGAGAAGAGGGACGAUCUUCAAGAAGCCGGUACAGUUUUGGCUGCUAUCAUCACCAAGGUCCUUCAAUUCGUCGAACAGCUUCUUCCGAUCCUUGACCAAUUCCCUUUACUCGGCUCCCUCGUCGCUAGCAUCCAAACCGGUUUAGUCACCCUUCUCAAAGGUGUUGAUCUCGUUCUCGUCGGGGUCGUACAGGUUGUGUCUGGUUUGCUCUCGGGUUUAUCGGGAUUGCUUACCUCGCUCCAAUUUGGUCUCCUCGCCGGUCUUCUUGGGCUUUAA
Molecule: messenger RNA, 567 nt
Organism: Tremella mesenterica DSM 1558
Lineage: Eukaryota; Fungi; Basidiomycota; Tremellomycetes; Tremellales; Tremellaceae
Exons: 4
Coding region: 1-567 (188 amino acids)
Source: RefSeq, a predicted model, not a curated record